AUGGCUCUCUCUUUCCUCCUCAAGAUCAUUCUCUUCCUCUUGCUACCCACAACCGGCCACACUCUUUUCUUCAACUUCACCACUUUCCAACCCAACACGCUCCACAUAACCUUCCAAGGCGACGCCUUCCAAUCCAGCGGAGUCCUGCAGCUCACCAAGAACCAAGCCCUCGGUUCCCUCGCCUACAGCAUCGGCCGCGCCUCCUACUCGAAGCCCGUCCGCCUAUGGGACGCCGCCACGGGACGCCUAACCGACUUCACCACCCACUUCUCCUUCAUCAUGCAAGCACUCGACGUCGAAGCGGGAAGCGGCGACGGCAUCUCCUUCUUCUUAGCGCCCUUCAACUCGGACGUCCCAAACAACUCGAGCGGCGGAUUCCUCGCCCUCUUCAGCCCCGAAACCGCAUUCAACGCCUCCGAAAACCAAAUCGUCGCGGUGGAGUUCGACAGUUUCGCGGACCCUUGGGAUCCGAAGGCUGACCAUGUGGGGAUCAAUGUGAACUCUAUUGUCUCGGUGAAAAAUGUGACAUGGCCGCAAAGUAGCAUGAAGAACGGUUCUAUAGCAAAUGCUUGGGUGAGUUACAACUCAAGUACUAAGAAUUUGAGCGUGUUUUUGACUUACGCUCAUGAUCCAAUCUUCCAAGGGCAAUAUAAUCUCUCUCACAUCGUUGACUUGAGGGAGAUUUUGCCUCAAGAGGUUAGAAUUGGUUUCUCGGCAGCCACUGGGAAACACAUUGAAAUACACAACGUUUUGUCUUGGUCAUUCAGCUCAAGCUUGGAGGUUGGUGGUGGGAAACGGAGACUGGCCUUGGGGAUUGGUUUAGCUUUGGGCUUUGGUGUUUUGGGCUGUGGAUUGGGCCUAGCCUGUUGGAGAAAGAAGAGUGGAAAAGAGGAGCAGAAACAUGGGUAUUAUGAUCCAUCAAUAGACGGUGAGUUUGAAAAAGGAACCGGGCCCAAAAGGUUCACUUACAAGGAGCUAAGUAGAGCAACAAACGACUUUGCCGAGGAAGGGAAGCUUGGAGAGGGUGGAUUUGGAGGAGUUUAUAAGGGUUUGUUGAGUGAUCAAAAUUCCAACAUAGAAAUAGCUGUUAAGAGGGUCUCUAGAGGGUCAAAACAAGGUAAAAAAGAGUACAUAGCCGAGGUGAAAAUUAUAAGUCGUUUGAGACAUAGAAAUUUGGUUCAACUAAUUGGUUGGUGUCAUGAACAAGGAGAUCUCAUACUUGUGUAUGAGUUUUUGCCCAAUGGAAGCCUUGACACCCAUCUCUUUGGCAAGAGGAAAGUGCUCAAAUGGGCCAUAAGGCACAAAAUAGCCCUCGGCCUGGCCUCCGCGCUGUUGUACCUCCACGAAGAGUGCGAAAAAUGCGUCGUCCAUAGAGACAUCAAGUCUAGCAACAUCAUGUUGGACACAAACUUCAAUGCCAAACUCGGAGAUUUUGGGCUCGCGAGGCUGGUGGACCACGAUGAAUUGGGGUCGCAAACAACCGUCCUGGCUGGGACAAUGGGAUAUUUGGCCCCGGAGUGUGUCACAAUUGGUAUGGCUAGUAAGGAAACCGACGUCUAUAGUUUUGGGGUGGUUGCUCUUGAAAUAAGUUGUGGAAGAAGGCCGGUUGAUCCAAAGGCGGAACCAAGCAAGAUCAGGCUUGUGGAGUGGGUGUGGGACCUAUAUGGAAAAGGCCAAAUCCUCCAAGCUGUCGACGAGGGACUAAAAACCGAGUUCGAUGAGACGCAAAUAGAGCGUUUGAUGGUGGUUGGAUUGUGGUGUGUUCAUCCUGAUCCCACAAUUAGGCCAUCUAUAAUGCAAGUCAUAAAUGUUCUCAAUUUUCAAGCUCCAUUGCCUAGACUUCCGCCCAAGAUGCCCGUGGCAAUGUAUUUCGCGCCGCCAUUCGAGAUGUGCAGAUUCUCCUACACAUCUCCUGCUCAGACUGGGACAGUAAAACACCAAACUCAGAGUUCGAUUACCAGUUAUUCUACCGUUUCUACUAAUACAGUUUCUACUAAUACAUCAUCAACCGGAGGCUCUUCUAAAGCUCUUCUAGACUCCCACAAGAAAUAG
Molecule: messenger RNA, 2052 nt
Organism: Morus notabilis
Lineage: Eukaryota; Viridiplantae; Streptophyta; Magnoliopsida; Rosales; Moraceae
Product: L-type lectin-domain containing receptor kinase IX.1
Exons: 1
Coding region: 1-2052 (683 amino acids)
Biological process (GO): protein phosphorylation
Cellular component (GO): plasma membrane
Molecular function (GO): ATP binding; protein kinase activity; carbohydrate binding
Source: RefSeq, a predicted model, not a curated record